This is a messenger RNA of Ramularia collo-cygni, 420 nucleotides long. RefSeq lists its product as uncharacterized. NCBI's taxonomy places the organism in Eukaryota, Fungi, Ascomycota, Dothideomycetes, Mycosphaerellales, Mycosphaerellaceae. The transcript has a single exon. The record is from RefSeq and is a predicted model, not a curated record. The coding region runs from base 1 to 420 and encodes 139 amino acids.
AUGGGGAACAAAGUCAGAAAGCCUCCGGUGAGAGCUCCUCGCCCAAAGAAAACCAAAAGCUCAUCAGCUAUCCACGACGCCCUCAUCCGCGCACCAGCAUCAACAACCGCAGCGGAACCUGAGGAUCUCGCACAUGUCAAGAAUCAGAUUCUCUGGCAAGCUGGCAACCAAAGCGUUGCGGAAGCCCACGAGUUCGUGAGCAAACAGAUGCACAACGACAACAGCAGAGACGUGGAUUUCAUCACGAAAGGAAUUGGGAAGCUGGACUUUGCGCGCCAAAACGAAUUCAAAGUCACCAAGAAUGCACCGUCAUCAAGCCGCCUCGACUGGUUCUUCAAGAGCCCAGAACAACUCGCUAAGCGAGAGGCGAGGAGRGAUAAGGCGAAGAAAAUGGAGGCCGAGAAGCUCGCGAAGCGAUGA